CUUGGAGUGUGGAAAAGGCGGUAAUUGGCAUAAACUGGUGUGUGAAUGGUUCGGAUGGAAAUGGAGUUAGGUAAUGAAGAAGAAGGGGAACCAGAAGGGUGGACGACAGUGGGAAGAGGGAGAGGAAGAGGACGGGGUGGAAUGAAACUAGGUGAAGGAAAGGGUGUUAGAGAUAAUCAAGGAAGUAAAAGGGAUCUAGAAGGAAGCAGUUCAGAGGAAGAAAGGGUUGUAAGGAGAAAAGUUGGGAAUGAGGAAUUUAAAGUAAUUCUGAAACUUAAGAGCGAGGACGGUCAGGAGAAAAUCAGCCCAAUUGGGGUGUCAAAAGAAAUUAAAAAGAAAAUAGGAGAUGUUGAAAUGGUGAAGAUUUUGAGAGACGGAAGCCUUUUGAUAGAAUGUAAGGAUAUAGAGCAAAAGAAUAAAGCCUUCAAUGUGGAUAACAUAUGUAAAAGAGUGGUGCUGGAGAAAAAAAUGUUGGGAGAAAAUAUAAAAACUAGAGGAGUGAUAUAUGGGAUCCCUCUAGAUGAGGAUCUAGAAAAACUUAAGAAAAAUAUAGUUGGAGCAAAGGUGACUAAUAUGAAAAGGCUGUCAAGAACUGUGGAUGGGAAGAGAGUGGGGAGUCAGUCCAUUCUAAUGGAGUUUGAGGGAAAAGAGCUGCCAAUGAGCAUAAAAAUAGGAUAUAUAAGCUUCCAAGUCAGACCUUAUGUACCUCCACCACUUCGGUGCUAUAAAUGCCAAAGGUACGGACACAUUGCGGCAGUAUGUAAAGGAAAGCAGAGAUGUCCAAAAUGUGGGGAAGAUCAUAAAUUUGAAGAAUGUAAGGAAGAUGUAGAAGAGAAAUGUUGUAACUGUGGGGGAAAGCAUAGAGUCACGUUCGGAGGGUGUGAGGUCAGGAAGAGGGCUAAAGAAGUUGUGCAGAUAAAAACAACUAAAAAUAUUAGCUAUGCAGAAGCUGUAAAAAGUGUGAAGGAACAGGAAAAAAGAGGGGUCGAGCAAACGGGGAACCAAACAAAACAGCAAACUAAAGUAAUACCAGAAGAUAAAGUCAUUUACUCACUGGAAAAUCUAGUCUUAUUUAUAGCAUAUGUUAUCAACUGUACUGUUCAAGCUAAGAACAAAACAGAGAAGAUUAAAAUAAUAGUGAAAGGAGCUGAAAAAUUCUUGGGAUUCAAGGAAGGACCAAUACACAUCCUCAGUUCUCCCAAGACCAACUCAAGCAUUCUCCCGUCCACUUGCUUCAUAGGGACCCUGACCUGGGAUAUCGAAAACGCCAUCAGAUUGGCACAAGCUUCUGAACCUGGCUCUGGACCACAAGGAAGGAGGUUUAUCUCCAAAUCAGUUAUUGGUAACACUGUCAUUCUUACUAUCAUUGACAGAUUUUCCAAGUCUGCACACUUCGUCCCUCUACCCAAAUUACCCACCGCUUUGGAGACCGCUCAGCUGAUGGUCACCCACGUUUUUCGCCUUCACGGCAUCCCCCUGGACAUCCUGUCGGACCGUGGACCCCAGAUCAUUUCUCAGGUCUACCCGACCUUUCAUGUGUCGCAGAUCAAACCUGUGGGUGUCAGCUCCCUCAACCCUCCAACUGACCCCCCCACCACCCGCCCGGCUGGUUGA
Messenger RNA from Nematolebias whitei (Rio pearlfish), 1614 nucleotides. RefSeq lists its product as uncharacterized. Lineage: Eukaryota; Metazoa; Chordata; Actinopteri; Cyprinodontiformes; Rivulidae. The record is from RefSeq and is a predicted model, not a curated record. Gene Ontology annotation, molecular function: zinc ion binding; nucleic acid binding. Bases 46 to 1614 code for a protein of 522 amino acids. The transcript has 5 exons. Gene Ontology annotation, biological process: DNA integration.